Molecule: messenger RNA, 3731 nt
Organism: Spizellomyces punctatus DAOM BR117
Lineage: Eukaryota; Fungi; Chytridiomycota; Chytridiomycetes; Spizellomycetales; Spizellomycetaceae
Exons: 8
Coding region: 671-3061 (796 amino acids)
Source: RefSeq, a predicted model, not a curated record
ACAAUAUUGCACGAUGCCCGUAGCAAUCACCCUUGUUGAUUCUCAUCUGACGGUGUCCCUUACGAUGCUGCAGAAAUUCUUGUGUGGGCGUUUUACUGAUCUCACCGUUCCGCUCUCGGAGAUCGACUCUGUUAGGGUAGAUGCUAAUGUCUCCGUGCCUUGGUAUACCACCAGGUAUGGGGUUGUUAUACCUCACGGUCUUAUAGCAGGAACGUUUUAUCAUUGGAGGACAAAGCCAGAUUUCAUCUACACCAAUGACCCAGCGCGCACCAUCCAGAUCAUGUUGAACGCCAGUGGGCCGUAUGGGAAGCUGGUUUUGGAGGUGGAGGAAGGCAAGGAUCCCUCUGAUGUAGUUGCUGAUAUUUCGAGAGCAAUCGGAAAUUAGUGCAUAUGACAACUUGGGGCUUUCUGGCAUUGAAAGGUGGUCUUGUAUCUAGGGCUAUGUUCAAACUGAGUGCCUCUAUUGUGUCAAAAUCUAGUUUAAUCACGAUUCUGGCUCAGGAUGCAUGGUUUUGGCUGCAAAACACCGAAAUUGGACAGCUUGCCCUAAGGUAAACUCUCCUGUGGUGAGGGCACAUCUGCAUCCAGGAUUGUGUCAGAUGUGCGAGCUUUUGAUAUAGUAUCCAGUCAUUACGUAAGGGAAUGGAGUGGCCAACUAUUUUCCGAUGAGAUGGGGACAGCAAAUGGACAUCAUCCUCGUCGCCAAAAUCAGGGUCAAGGAAAUAUGGCCGGAGCCCAGCAGCAUCAAACCGCGAUAAGAGACGUACGAGAUUGUACACUCGCGCAACUCUUUGGUGAGGACAAUGAUAAGUUGUUCACCGAAAAGCGCUUGAAAGGCAUUUUCGGUGAAACAACAAAACAUCAGCAGAUUAUCCUUUCAGUACCGAUUUACCAAAGACGAUACUGUUGGACUCCACAGAUGGUAACACGGCUUCUUAGCGAUGUGCACGAUGCAUGCAAAGAACGUGCGCCAUAUCAUCCUCUCGGUACAAUUGUGUUGGCUCCUCAGCAGAACAGCAAACGAGUACUUGAUAUAGUGGAUGGUCAACAACGCCUAACUACUAUGAUAUUGCUCCUUUCCGUCUUCCGGCAUUUCGCACCACCGAACCAGAAGCAAGUUUAUACCAAAUGGAUAAAGAGUGCGGUUCCGAAAGAUUACUUCACGUAUCGGUUAAAUCUUGCUGCGCCGUAUCACCAAGCUUUCUGCGACCAUUUCCUUGACCCGGCAGACUUAGAGGAGCACUUAGACAAAGAUUAUGAACUCGCUGUUCCGGAUCGAGAUGCUCGUCCUGUUGUCGAGUUACUCAGCGAAAACGUGCGCGAGUUGGCGGGCAUUCUAGAGAACAUGGAACGGGAAAGCAGGGAGAAACUAGCACACUAUUUUUAUAAGCGGUGUCGCUUUCUCGUUAUUUAUACUCAUGACGUGGACUCAGCAUACCGCAUUUUCACUUCUUUAAACGUGCCCGGUGUACCUUUAACGCCAGUGGAUUAUCUCAAAGCCGUCACCUUUGGAAAGCUAAAGGCUUCUGUCGGAGAUGGAUAUGAAUUGAAAGUUGGGCAGUGGGUUAAAGCCGAGAAACAACUUGGCAAUACAGCAAAUUUCAGCGAACUUCUUGACCAUCUAUACCGCAUCGAAAUGGCUGGUACUGCACAGAAGUCGAGCUUUCUGUUAAGUUUCUCUGCCUCAUUAGGGAACACAAAUUCACCUUAUCACCGUUACAUGUUCGAUACAUUGACCCCCGGAAUCCUGAUCGACAAGAUCAAGACGCACUCAGUCUUAUGGCGUUCCAUCAUGGAACCUAGUCGUACUGCCUUGGAUUGGGCCCAGGUUCGAGAAAAUAAGUCGCGCAUUCAUCUCAAAACGACUUUCGAUAUUGGCUUGCUUUGGCGCACGUGGCUUACUGUAGCCUUGGCGGCCGGAAAGUUCAAUAUUAAGCUUCUCCAACAGGAGGAGUUUUGGAAUAGACUAGAGAAACUGAUAGCAGUCCUGUUUGUGGGCUACAAGCAACCCCGCAAAGGAGUGGAUUCACUAAAGGAAAAACUGAUCAUCCGAUUUUAUGACAUUCUGAAGGACAUAGCGACCGCUCGUAGUGAUGAGAUGGUCUGUACGGCGCUCGAACCUAGGCCUCAAGAAAUUAAAGUUUUCCUUACGCGCAUUAAUGGCAAUCUAUAUGGCGGAGCAGGCAUCUUCGCUACACAAUAUAUACUUCGUCGAAUUAAUGCGGAGAUGUCUUCCACUAAAGUGGCAUAUGAUUGGGAGAAGGUUCAGAUCGAACACAUCUAUCCUCAAAACCCCGGACGUGCGUGGGACAAAAUCGACUUUCAAGGGAAUACAAAUCGUCUCGGCAACCUAUGCUUGCUUCCCGCUUCUACGAACAUUCAGUGCUCGAACGCCCCAUGGGCGACUAAGAAGGAUAUCUAUACUGAAAAUCGGAAAGGGGAGAUGGUCCCCUUCGCGCUCACUACCAUGACACUUGUGAAAGCCGAUCAACAGUGGACUUGUUUGGAAUUCGAGAAACGCCAUGCGAAGCUGUUGAAGUACAUAGCCGAAAUCUACAAGGUAAACCCUCCAGCAACCAUUGGAAGACGUCCGAGAAACGCUGGUGCCAGCAACUCUGAGGAGAUUGAGGAAGAUGAAGAUGAGGAAGAUGAAGAAGACGAGGAACGAUUGAAUCGCACUCUGCCAAAUGAUUUGGCGAAUAUGACGGCAGACGACAAGUAUGUGCCGGAGGAGUAUAGCUUCAAUGAAGCAGAUGAUGGAGAGGACGAUGGAAAGGAUACGGACUCCAAGAAACGCGUGUGCGCAGCACGCGAGUCAGAUAAGAAGAUCAAGAAGAAACAGAAGGUUGCUUCACAUCGUGCUCCAGCAACAUUGGCAACGCAACAGCUACUGUGUAACAAAGUGUGCGGUGACCGACAACCUUGUAGCCGAGAGGCAAAGCCUGGCAGAAAGUCGUGCAUGCAGUGCCAUCAUGUAUUUGUCAGUGGCCCUCGUACAGACCAGCCUUGUCCGACACGCACAUACUCCGGCCGCAAAUAUUGCAGUGUGCACAAACUGUGAGGCCGCAAAUGAGUUAAAAAGGCGACAAAUGUCGAGGGUACUUGUAGAUGGACACUGGUGGGAAGUACGCUAUACCAUAACCUCCGCUCCACUUAAAUAACAUGACUGGCACGCUUUACCUAGCGGGUAGUUCAGGUCUCGGAUUGAUGAACCAUCUGCAACAGGUCCUCUGAAAACUGAUCUACGACUGACGACUUCUGGCGGGUCUCAGAACGCCUGCAUGCACACGAAGUCCUCUUGAUCAAGUUUGCUGCAUCCGAUUGCGCAACUGCACGUGAAAGCAGUGUGGACAGCUUUAACCUGGCGGCUGUCUCAUUUCGGUAGUCCCUUCUUAGCAGUUCUCGUUCGCAAGCUUAGUGUAGCAGUUGAGUCAGUAUCCAAAAAUCUUUUCCAUAGGUAGAGAGAACACAAGGGUUCUGGCAGUUUAUUUAUCAAAGGACAAUAUUCCGAACCCGCCUUCACUUCUAAACGUCUUGCCUGGGUAAGAUAUGAUCCAUCCAAAAGGGAUUUGUGCGCAACGGCCGUAGCUAGACAUAAAAGCCCUUUCCAAAAGAGUCAGUUCGCAGGUUUUACUUUACUUCACCCGUUCCCCUAUAGCCUCGUAUUAGUUACACUUGUGGAAGUUAUUCCAUCUCAUAUUCUGAAAAGCACCAUGAGAGCUACCCUAACG